Molecule: messenger RNA, 1389 nt
Organism: Ananas comosus (pineapple)
Lineage: Eukaryota; Viridiplantae; Streptophyta; Magnoliopsida; Poales; Bromeliaceae
Product: probable calcium-binding protein CML14
Exons: 1
Coding region: 232-717 (161 amino acids)
Molecular function (GO): calcium ion binding; enzyme regulator activity
Source: RefSeq, a predicted model, not a curated record
ACCGACUCCCUCAAAAUCCACGUUACUACCGCACGCGUCUUCGUUCGACCCAACCCCAUAAAUAAAAAAAGAAAGGCGAAAACUCCCCAACCCCAUUCUCCUCCUCCUCCUCCUCCUCCUCCUCCUCCUCCUCCUCCUCUCCCUCUUCGUCUCCCUCACCACGAAACCCUAACGCCAAUUUCUCCCUAACCCUUGCCCCCCAAAAGCCAUCGCCGGUCCACCUGCGUCGCCAUGGGCCACGCGCUCCGGGGGGAGCAGCUGAAGCAGCUACGCGACAUCUUCGGGCGGUUCGACAUGGACGCGGACGGGAGCCUGACGCAGCUGGAGCUCGCGGCGCUGCUCCGGUCGCUGGGGCUGAAGCCCAGCGGGGACGCGAUCCACGCGCUCCUCUCCGGGAUGGACGCGAACGGCAACGGCGCGGUCGAGUUCGAGGAGCUCGCCGCGGCGAUCGCGCCGCUGAUGACGCAGCGGGCCCUCGUGGACCAGGCGCAGCUCCUCGAGGUGUUCCGCGCCUUCGACCGCGACGGGAACGGCUACAUCUCCGCCGCCGAGCUCGCCCGGUCCAUGGCGCGGAUGGGCCAGCCCCUCACCUUCGUCGAGCUCACGCAGAUGAUGCGCGAGGCCGACGCCGACGGCGACGGGGUCAUCAACUUCACCGAGUUCGCCGCCGUCAUGGCCAGGUCCGCUCUCGACUUCCUCGGCCUCCCCGUCUCCUAGGGUUUCCUCCUUCCUUGCUUUUUUAGGGUUUCCUCUUCUUCUUCUUCGUCGUCUUCGUCGUCGUCUUCGUUUCUAGGGUUCGUAUUGGACCGGAGCUCAGCUGGUUGAGAUAUCUUGAACCGGGUUCACGAAAUCAUGGAUCUCGCAAAUUAGAGAGUUUCAUUUGUAAAUAUAUUGAUAUGUAUCAUAAAUCAUAAUGCUGAUGAUGUAGACAAGGCCAAAAUGUAUGGACACCACCUCAACUAUUCGCCAUUUUGAAAUCGCCCUCUCAAUCUUAAUUUUUUUUUUUAAAAAAAAUUUCUUUGAUUAUUAUUCUCUCAACUUUAAAUUAGUUAGCAAUUGAUUUUUUAAGAAAUAAAAUAAAUGAAAAAAAGUUAGAAUUUAAGAUGGUGCAAACCACAAAAAAAAAAAGAAAAAAAGAAAAAACCAGUAAAGUUGAUGGCCCUAUUUCAAAAUCGACUAUAGUUGAGGGGUCUCUGUACAUAUUCAGCUAAUGAUGCUUCUGAUGAUUAUGAUGAUUGGUUAAUAAGAGUUUGGGAGCUUCUAACGGGCUCUAUUUUCUCAGAAUGAUGGAUAAAGAGAUAAAAAGAAAAAAUAUAUUUAUGAAAGUGUAAUUAUUAUUCUGUUUUUUUGUACCAUUUGAUUCUGGACAUGUUUUUUGUUUCUUUCUUA